Octopus sinensis (East Asian common octopus) is the source of this 1370-nucleotide messenger RNA. RefSeq names its product ATP synthase subunit C lysine N-methyltransferase-like. Gene Ontology annotation, cellular component: mitochondrion. Gene Ontology annotation, biological process: regulation of mitochondrial ATP synthesis coupled proton transport; positive regulation of proton-transporting ATP synthase activity, rotational mechanism; peptidyl-lysine trimethylation. The record is from RefSeq and is a predicted model, not a curated record. Lineage: Eukaryota; Metazoa; Mollusca; Cephalopoda; Octopoda; Octopodidae. The coding region runs from base 42 to 695 and encodes 217 amino acids. The transcript has 4 exons. Gene Ontology annotation, molecular function: protein-lysine N-methyltransferase activity.
UAGACUUUACACUUGAAGCACGCUUCGUCCUUAAAAGCACCAUGAGUGAUGUUGAGGUAAUAUCUGCUGAAAAUAAGAAUAUAAACACGAAAUAUAAAUUAACUACGACUGGGGCAACAAUAUUAGGAAUAUCAGGUGCGAUAGCUGUGGGUUUCUAUGCGGUGGUAACACCUUUCUUGUCACCAGCUCUUCGUAAAGUGUGCCUUCCCUUCGUCCCAGCAACCACGACUCAAGUUCAAAAUGUGAUGAGGGCAUUAAAAGGCUCGGGUGGUGGGACCUUACUUGACAUUGGCAGUGGUGACGGUCGCAUUGUGUUAGAAGCAGCAAAGCAUGGUUUCAAGGCAACAGGUGUUGAGCUCAAUAUCUGGUUGGUGCUCUACUCUAAGUUUAGGUCAUGGCGAUUAGGAUUGAACCAACGAGCUGGUUUUGUAAGGCAGGACUUGUGGAAGACUGAUUUGUCAGAGUUUGAUAAUAUUGUAAUCUUUGGAGUGGAACAAAUGAUGAUGCCACUAAAAGACAAACUAAAUAAAGAAAUGCACAGCAGCAUGUCUGUUGUGGCCUGCAGAUUUCCUUUUCCUGAUUGGGAACCAUACCAAACAAUAGGAACUGGCAUUGAUACAGUGUGGCUUUACAGAAAAUCUUCUUCACCCAGCAUAAAAGAACACAACACUGAAGAUUUAGAGAUGGAAAGAUGACUUGCAAAUCCCAAUUAUACUGAAGCAAUUCGAAACUAACAAGUUCCAAACCAUCUCCUUUGGUCAGUCACCUUCUUUUUGUCAUAUUGAAGGCCUCUCUUGUGGUAGUUGAGUGAUGUGUAAUGAUUACUUCCUGUUGAGGUAAAUGUUUCAUUACAAACGACAUCAUUAUUUGGUCACAAACCAUUUUGUUGGACAGGAGAAACCAGUUUUAGUCACUGGCCAAUGAGAAAUAAACAAAGUUCUCACUUUGCAGCUAGCCUUCAAAUUGAAAGCAUCUGUAAACUGGAUCGUCACAUCAUAUAUACACAGAGGUGCAGAUUCACUUGUAUGUGCAGACUCAUUUGUAUGUACAUCUGUUCCCGUAUACACACAUCCCUUGUAUAUAUUCCCACAGUAUACAUGUAAAGUUUUUCUUGCUUUAGACUUCAACUAAUUGUGCUUUCCCUUACAACACUAGUAGUAGAAGAAAGUUCUCCAGACAUUCUGCUGUUAGUCAAUAUUGAACCAGGUUUAAUUACAUGGCUUACUUGGCCAAGACAAACAUUUUAUGUUGAAGCUUUUUUUACCAGCCAUAUUAUUUUACCACAUUGGCUGGUCAAUCAAUGACUAACAGCAAGCAGUAAAAAAAAUAUUUCAGUCAGUUUUUCCUACAGAUUAAAAUCUAUUUCUAUA